CAAAACCAAAAAUUUCGUGGUGACCGAAAACUCUCUCUCUCUCUCUUCGCAGUUCGCACCUCUCUCUCUGCAACUUCCAUGGCCACCACCGCGCCUUCCGCUUCGCCGCCGCUGGCGCCCGCGUUCCCCAACCGCGGCUACUCCCUCGCUCCUUCCCAGCCGCCGCCCUCCAUCUCCUCCCGCGCCUCCGCCUGCCUCCGUGUCCGCGCCGCCCUCCGCCUGAGCCGCCCCAGGACCGCGCCCGCCGGCGGCCGGGGAGCGGUGUCGUGCAAGGCGACGGAGGUCUCCCUGGCGGACAACGAGCCUUCUUCUUCUUCUGCUUCUCCUUCUUCUUCGCCGUCGUCCUCGUCGAGCGACAACUGGGUGCCGGUGGUGCCGCUGACGGCGCUUCCGAGAGGAGAGCGGAGGGUGAUCAUCCAGGACGGGGAGACGAUACUGCUGCUGUGGUACAAGAACCAGGUGUUCGCCAUCGAGAACAGAUCGCCCGCCGAGGGCGCCUACAGCGAGGGAUUGCUCAAUGCCAAGCUCACUCAGGAUGGCUGUAUAGUUUGUCCAACAACUGAUAGCACAUUCGAUCUACAAAGUGGGGCUAUCAAGGAUUGGUACCCAAAAAACCCAGUACUUAGAGUAUUGACUCCCGCUUUGAGGACACUCUUUGUUUAUCCUGUGAAGACCGAUGAAGAGAAUAUUUUCAUUAACAUGAAAGGGACUGCGAGAUCUGAUGCAUCUGCGGAGAUAGUCUUUAGCGGGAAGGCUCAACCUGGUGUUACUGCUACGGAUGUCAACGUGGAUGAGGUGAGAAUGGUGGUUGAUGAAGAAUUUGUGGGGUUUGGUUUCACCGGAAAGAAUGAACUGAUAAAUGGGAAAGCUGCCGUAAUCGGUUUUCUCUUGUUGUUGGAUUUCGAACUGCUGACCGGGAAAGGACUUCUUAAAGGAACUGGAUUUCUGGACUUCCUUUACGCUGCUUCAAAUGCUUUCAAGUAAAUAUCAAAGGCUUUUGAGGAUGAGAAGUCUCUGAAUAGUAGGGCUUUUAUAGCAUAUCCUUCUUAUCUGUAGGCACAUUAAUCUGUUUAAGAUGCAUAAAAGAUGCUUAGAAGUAUACUGCAUGCUGAAUUUGAUACUUUUGUUCACACAUUUAAUUCUUUUAUAUCAAUAUCUACUGUAAGUUCAAAAGAUGAGGAUAGAGAACAAGAUUGUCUUGAUUAGCCAAACCAAACAGCAGAGCGGCUGUCGACUGAUUGUCUUCUAGAUUGUUAGAUGGUUCAAGAUUCAUGUAGGUUUCCGUGUGUUCA
Messenger RNA from Syzygium oleosum, 1292 nucleotides. RefSeq lists its product as uncharacterized. Gene Ontology annotation, molecular function: 2 iron, 2 sulfur cluster binding; nitrite reductase [NAD(P)H] activity. The transcript is spliced from 3 exons. The record is from RefSeq and is a predicted model, not a curated record. Bases 79 to 984 code for a protein of 301 amino acids. NCBI's taxonomy places the organism in Eukaryota, Viridiplantae, Streptophyta, Magnoliopsida, Myrtales, Myrtaceae.